This is a messenger RNA of Acanthopagrus latus (yellowfin seabream), 3187 nucleotides long. It is a transcript of the gene txnrd3, whose product is annotated as thioredoxin reductase 3. Gene Ontology annotation, molecular function: glutathione-disulfide reductase (NADPH) activity; thioredoxin-disulfide reductase (NADPH) activity; flavin adenine dinucleotide binding. The record is from RefSeq and is a predicted model, not a curated record. Bases 209 to 2011 code for a protein of 600 amino acids. Gene Ontology annotation, biological process: glutathione metabolic process; cell redox homeostasis; cellular response to oxidative stress. Lineage: Eukaryota; Metazoa; Chordata; Actinopteri; Spariformes; Sparidae. Gene Ontology annotation, cellular component: mitochondrion; cytosol. The transcript is spliced from 16 exons.
CUGCUGACAGCAGAGGGAGAACAACCGAGGUCAGACCGCCGGUUCGUCUUCCCUUAAGCAUUUUCUCUUGGUAAUAGUAUAGAGAGACAUUCGUUCAUACAUUUACCAAGAGAGAGUUGGUGCGGUUUAAUUUCGUUUUUUUCCUCGUUGUCUACUCCGCUGUCUGUCGAAGCUUGCCUUGCGCAGGCAGACGGAAAUACCUUGGAAAAUGCCUCCCGUCGAAAACGACACCGGGAAAAAUGAACUCAAGACUCGGAUACAAGAACUUAUUGACUCCAAUCAAGUGUUGGUCUUCAGUAAAAGCUACUGUCCGUAUUGUGUCAAGGUGAAAGAUUUGUUCAAAGAGCUGAAGGUCGAGUGUAAUGUGGUGGAGUUGGAUCUAAUAGAGGAAGGAACCAACUACCAGGAGAUGCUGCUUGAGAUGACUGGGCAGAAAACUGUUCCGAAUGUCUUCAUCAACAAGACACACCUUGGUGGCUGUGACAACACAUUGAAGGCACAUAAAGACGGUAGCUUGCAGCAGCUAUUAAGCGGAGACAAUGAAGCUUAUGACUACGACUUGAUCGUCAUUGGAGGAGGAUCUGGAGGUCUCGCCUGCUCAAAGGAAGCUGCUAAUUUGGGGAAGAAGGUCAUGGUACUGGACUAUGUUGUGCCCACACCAAAGGGAACCUCCUGGGGUCUAGGUGGAACAUGUGUGAAUGUGGGCUGCAUUCCCAAGAAGCUGAUGCACCAGACAGCCUUGCUCAGCACGGCAAUGCAGGAUGCACGCAAGUUUGGCUGGGAGUUUGACGAGACAGUGAAACACAACUGGGACACGAUGAAGGAGGCGGUGAACAACUACAUCGGUUCAUUGAACUGGGGCUACAGGGUGGCACUGAGAGACAAGAACGUCAACUAUGUCAAUGCCUAUGCAGAGUUCAUUGAACCACACAAAAUCAAGGCAACAAACAAACGAGGGAAGGAGACAUUUUACACAGCGGCUAAGUUCAUCUUGGCUACAGGCGAGAGGCCACGCUACUUGGGCAUCCCUGGAGACCGCGAGUACUGCAUCACCAGUGAUGACCUCUUCUCGUUGUCUUACUGUCCGGGAAAGACCCUGGUGAUUGGGGCAUCGUACGUGGCUCUGGAGUGCGGUGGUUUCCUGGCCGGCCUUGGUCUCGAUGUCACCAUCAUGGUGCGGUCCAUCCUGUUGAGGGGCUUCGACCAGGACAUGGCCAACCGUGCUGGAGACCACAUGGAGGAGCACGGUGUAAAGUUCCUCCGCAAAUAUGUCCCUGUAAAGGUGGAAGAGCUGGAAGCAGGCACUCCUGGCAAGCUGAAGGUGACAGCCAAGUCCACAGAGACCGAUGAGAUCAUCGAGGGAGAGUACAACACUGUAUUGAUAGCAGUGGGCCGAGACGCAUGCACAGACAAGAUUGGCCUGGACAAGGCAGGGGUCAAAGUCAACCCCAAGAAUGGAAAAAUUCCAGUGAAUGAUGAAGAGCAAACCAACGUGCCCCACAUCUAUGCCAUUGGAGACAUUCUGCAAGACAAGUGGGAGUUGACUCCUGUAGCCAUUCAGGCUGGCAAGCUGCUGGCACGACGCCUCUAUGCGGGCUCAAAAGUCAAGUGCGAUUAUAUCAACGUUCCCACCACUGUGUUCACCCCACUGGAGUACGGAGCCUGUGGUCUGUCAGAGGAGAGAGCCACUGAACUCUACGGGCAGGAAAACAUCGAGGUCUUCCACAGUCUGUUCUGGCCUCUGGAAUUCACUGUGCCCAACAGAGACAACAACAGAUGCUAUGCCAAGAUCAUCUGCAAUAAACUUGACAACGAUCGAGUCAUUGGUUUCCACUAUCUGGGUCCAAAUGCCGGAGAGGUGACGCAGGGAUUCGGGGCAGCCAUGAAAUGUGGGGCAACCAAGGAGCAGCUGGAUGGAACGAUUGGCAUCCACCCAACCUGUGCUGAGAUCUUUACCACCUUGGAGGUGACCAAGAGCUCCGGUGGAGACAUCACCCAGGCUGGCUGCUGAGGUUAAACCCUGCUCGUUUAGCGGGCUGCUCACAUACUAGACUCUCCUAAUACCAUCUUAGUUUCCAGUCAACCUCCAAGCUCAGCCUCACCUCCAGCUGCUCACUUUACAGGGCAGUUGUUUCUCAGGAUAGAACUAACACCGUGGCCUGAAUUGGUGAAAUAACUCAUUCAGGCUUGCUGAGAGCAAAGAGGUGACUGGCAGAAGUCAGAGCUGAGGAUGUGAGUCUGUAGCUCUGGCUGAGGUAUUCUGAUAUGAGAGCAGCCUGCUGAACAGCGGGGUUACUCUGCUGGGUUUUUUUUUUUUAUUGGCCUCCAUCAGUGUCUUUCUCAGAGGAGCACCAACACACACACUGCUGCAGAGUAUGUGUGUGCGUUUGGGCUGUUUGUGACGUCCUGACCCGUAACCUAAAAUACUGAGGUGGGUGAGGAUCGAUGUCCCUCUGCAGAAGCUCCUGAUAGUGGCCCUAAUCCUUCGUCCAACCCCCAACUUCAAACAUUUCUCAUUCAGCCCCAGUGUACAGAUGGCACACACACUGAAAUUGACAGAUUUAAAUUGGCUCACAUAACAGGUUUGAAUGGAUGCAUGGCUCUGAACUCCACUUUGUAAUGGAAAUGUGUUAUUUAAUCUGGCGUGUGUGUGUGUGUGUGUGUGUGUGUGUGUGUGUGUGUGUAAAAUGUCUCUUCUGUUUAGUCUUCUUCACUCCACACAUUCCUCAUACCAGGUGUAUACAUAUUGCUGUCAAUAUUUGUCUUUGCUGUGUGGAGGCUCCAGGAAUUUUUUUUUUUUUUUUACCCAUCAUCUCUACCAAAGCGUUCAACUAAAGAGUCUGCCGAGAGAUAAGAGCUGACAAAUGCAGAUCAUUCAAACCUUUAUGUGCUGCAACACUUGGCUUAUUGAAUUGAAUGGAAAAUACAAGCUGAAUGGUGUCUGUAAAAAAAUAAAAAUUUUAAAAAACCAUCACGUUUUUACUCAUUUAAUUUAAUGCUUGUUUGUUGCAUCUUGCUGUUUGCCUCUGCAUUAUAUGUAUGUAAAAGAUAGAUUCAUUCUUCUAGUGGACGGUAUUCUGGCUGCUGUCAGCAGGUGAUUUUGGUCAACUGUAUAAACUACUUGUUUGUUGGUGUCACCACUGUAGAUUGCUUCUUUCAAGACUGAAUAAAGGAUUAAUUAAUUCAC